UUAGCUGAACCCUACUGUCUAUAACAGUCUUCAACUGAAUGUGGUGAUCAUAGACCGCUUCGUGUUCCAGCUUGCAACUCACUUUCUUCAAUGCUGUCGAACUGCUUUAUUUUUCUCGCCCUAUCCUUCAUCUCGCCGUCUUCCGAGACUCUCGUUGGGGGGUACACAGAAUUUCAUCUUCCAAAUGCAGACGAGAUCCAAACCUUUAAGACGCUACUGAACCUUCAAAUUCCAACAUUUUUGGGACUCACAGCCAGCGACGUGGAUGACGCAGAGAUUUUAGGAAUUUCUUCACAAGUGGUCAGCGGGAUAAAUUAUCGAAUCAAUUGGGUCACUCAACCCCGCACUGACGAUGUUACCUCGAUUGGUGAUGAAACGUUUCCAGUUCAACUGCAGAUCUCGGUGAACAGAUCAGCAACCAAUCAAUGCACCCGAGCUACCUAUAUUCCGCGACAUUGCUGGAUAGCCAUGUAG
Messenger RNA from Opisthorchis viverrini, 474 nucleotides. RefSeq lists its product as hypothetical. Lineage: Eukaryota; Metazoa; Platyhelminthes; Trematoda; Opisthorchiida; Opisthorchiidae. Bases 91 to 474 code for a protein of 127 amino acids. The transcript is spliced from 4 exons. The record is from RefSeq and is a predicted model, not a curated record.